Striga hermonthica is the source of this 491-nucleotide messenger RNA. The record is from the annotation of a GenBank genome assembly. Lineage: Eukaryota; Viridiplantae; Streptophyta; Magnoliopsida; Lamiales; Orobanchaceae.
GAGAGCACAGAGAUAGAGCGAUGGAAAGGAUGGCUGAGCAGCUCCGGUUGUUGCAGGAGAAGGUGGAGGGAAGGCCGGACAGGCGUGCUCGAGGACACCUGUUCUCGAGGGAAAUUCUAGCUGCACCGCUGCCUGCGAGUUUCUGGGAGAUAAAUCUGAUUUUUGACGGGUCGAACGACCCGUCGAGGCAUGUGAGGGCAUUCGAAAACAUGUCCGUCUUACACGGGUAUUCGGAUCCGGUCAGUUGCAGGGCUUUUCUGUCGACCUUACGAGGAGGCGCGUUCGACUGGUUCCACCAAUUAGCUCCCGGUUCGAUCAGAGACUUUGAGGAUUUCGUAGGACAACUUACUAAUCAAUAUUCAAGCGCGGUCGCGCAGGAGAAGACAUACCUCACUCUGAUGGCAAUGCGACAAGGCGAGAAGGAGUCCCUGCGGAAAUAUGUUGCUCGAUACAAUCAGAUGUGUUUAGAGGUGCCCACGACGGGCGAUGAG